Messenger RNA from Equus caballus (horse), 7047 nucleotides. RefSeq names its product interleukin 36 gamma (gene IL36G). Lineage: Eukaryota; Metazoa; Chordata; Mammalia; Perissodactyla; Equidae. Gene Ontology annotation, biological process: cytokine-mediated signaling pathway; cellular response to lipopolysaccharide; positive regulation of gene expression. Gene Ontology annotation, molecular function: cytokine activity. The record is from RefSeq and is a predicted model, not a curated record.
CCAGUUUACCUCUGUGUUGAAACAAUGAAAGAAGUUAGGUUUCAUUGACCUUCAGAUCUGGAAACUCAGCGCUCUGCACGAAUUUGUGAGUACACUGGACAGCAGCUUGGAGUAGUAGAAAGAACAGAGGCAAUGAUGUUAACCACUGUAGAUUCCAGCCCCCUCCCAGUUUUUUAGUGGUGGAGAGAGCCCCAGUAAGGGCUGAGAUUUACCUCCCUUACCAUAGAUCAGUCGCUGUGGGGGACUCAGUGAACAGAUUUAGUUUGAUUUAGGUUAGUAAAUGAAUAUGACAUUUCUUAUACCUGAACGUAAAAUGCAGUGGCAUUACAAUUAUUCAAAUUAUCAUGGUGGCAUGGGAUAAAGGUGGAUAGCAAGCAUCAGGAAAUCAAAUGUCUGGUGACAACAGCAAUUUCACAGGUGAUGGAGCCAGCUGGUUUCUUCAGAAGAUUUUAAAGAGCAUGCAUGGAGAAAAGAAGAAAUUGAAAACCGUGAAUGUCCCACUGAGAAGAACAAAGUGGACAAUCAGUAAGAUUUAAUGGCAGAAAGAGUCCCUCAUUUCCUGCAGGGCAGAAAUAACUGAAAACUAAAUCCAGUGCCUGCUGGCUGGAGACGACAGUGAGGGUGCUGCAGUGGAAUUGGGUUCCCAGCUCUGAAAGGGAAUUAAUGAGAUCUCAGAGCAGAAGAGGCCAGAUGAUGGUGCCUAUCAUCAGAGACAAGGUGGGUGCAAUUACCAUAAUAAUCCACAGGGACAGGAUGUUAGCCAGAGUAUUUUGAGGAUCAGAACUCUGUAGCAAUGACUAAUUCAGUGUAGGAUUUCUAGAAUGAAAUAGUUGGAGAAGCAUCUAAGGUGCUAUUUAACACAUAGGGGAAGAAAAUUUCUAGGUCUAGUAGUCAGAAAACCUAACCUGAACUGCUGUAGUGAAGAUUCGUGGCUUCCUACCCACUUUCCAGAUCUAAAGAUCACAGACCUGAAGCCCUUAGACUGAGGUGAAGGCCAGGUCCCUCUGAGGAAGAACUUUGCAUGGUGGUGUAUGCAAUUAUGGGGUGAAUUGCCAUGCCCCACUCCCCAAAUUUGCAUGCUGAAUCCUUAACUCCCAAUGUAACUGUAUUUGGAGACAGGGCCUUUAAAGAGGUAAUUGAGGCUAAAGGAUGGGGCCCUAACAUAAUAUGAUUGCUGUCCUUAUAAGAAGAGGAAGAGAUAUCAAGGAAGUGUAUUCACAAAAGAAAGGCCAGUUGAGGACAUAGCAAGAAGGAGAGAUGCCUCAGGAGAAACCAAACCUGCUAGCACCUUGAUCUUGGACUUCCAGCCUCCAGAACUGUGAGAAACAAACUUCUGUUCUUUAAACCACCCAGUCUGUGGUAUUUUGUUAUGGCAGCCCAAGCAGACUAUACUUGGUGACAGGACUCUUCCCCCAAGCCUUCCCCAGAGAUACUUGUGGCCAUUUACCAGAGGACUGUGCAUUGGGAGAGAGAAAGAGCCAGACCUUCUGGGGGGUUCAAUACUGGCUCCAUACUGAUGCUAAUUCCCAGAGAUGCAAAAUGCCACUGUGGUCCAUCAAUCAGGUAGAAGAUUAUAAAGGUCAGGAGACAGAAGGACUCUGGAUCUGAGUCUGUCUGGAGACCCAGCCUGAGACUAUUUCCCCAGGCUUAAAAUUUAUCUAAUUUAAAUAGAUAAAUUUAGUGAUUGGCAGGGCGCCAAUAUUGGGUUCCUUCUGAUAAAGUGAGGGCUACUAUUGAAAGAGUACAGAGGAGAAGCCCAUAGAUUUCUUCCUCAUCCCCUGCCAAGAUAAUAAACCAAAUUCCUAAAGCAAUACUACAUCCCUGGGGAAAUUACUAGAAUUCACGUCAUUAUCAAAGACUUGAAAGAUGCUAGGGUAUUAAUUUCACAUCCCCACUUAAUUUGCCUUUUUGGCUGAUGCAAAGGCUCCAUGGGUUGCAGAGAAUGCAAGUAGAUCAUCACAAACUUAACUAGCUUGUAAAGCCAAUUCCAGCUGCAGUUCUGCAUGUGGUGUCUUGACUGGGGCAAAUAAACACAGCCCCUGGGAGCUAGAAUACAGCUAUUAGCCUAGAAAAUGUUCUUUAAACACUAUAUAUAUGAUCAAAGACGACCAGAAGCAAUUUGCCUUCACAUGAAGUCUUCAUGUCCAUGUCAACUCUCCAAUUUCCUGUCGUAAUAAGUCCUUGGGACCUGGUGCUGGUCCAUGAUGUUGAUGAAAUUAACGUAUGUAACUGAAUCUGGUAAGCAAGAAAUAGCAAACACACUAGAUGCCUUAGAAAGAUAAAUGCAUGCUAGAGAAAUGCAUUCAGGAGUCUGCUCUGUUUGUGGGAUUUCCAGGGAUCCAGUAGUCUAGGACAUCUCAAAAUAUCCCCUAAAAAGUGAUGGACAAAUUCUUAUACCUCAUAUUUCCCAGCAUGAAAAAAGAGGCAAAAUGCUUGGGAGGCUUCUUUGGAUUUUACAGUUAACACAUUUCUCGUUUGGGCAGGCUGUUUUGGUCCAUAUACCUAGUAUCCCACAAAGCUGCUAGUUUUGGUGGGUCCUAGAGCCAGAAAAGUUUAUGCAGAGGAUCCAGGCUGGGACAUAAGUUUAUUUGUCCCUUAAGUCUUAUGAUUUAACAGACUCAACAGUUUUAGAAAUGUUUGUGGCAGAUAGAAGUGCUGCAUGGAGUUCUUGCAAGCCCCAGUUGAAGAAUCACAGGGUAUAUCUCUAGGGUUUUGAAGUAAGGCCAUGUCCUCUUCUGCCUUGCUGAAAAUCAGCUCCUAGAUUGCUAUUGGUCCAUUACAGAGACUGAACUCCUAACCCUGAAACACGAAAUGACUAUUUAAAUUAAACUGCCCACCAUGAGCUUGGAAUGACCUGAUCUACCAAAUCAUAAUGGACAUGCACAGGAACAUUCUAUUAAAAAAAUAUUGGUAUAUGGGAGACCAAACCCAAGCACACCUGAAAGGUAAAAGUAAACUUCGUAAGCAAGUAACACAGACUCCUAUAAUAUCUGCUCCAACAGCUUUUCCACCCAUUUCUUAGUCCGUAUUUAUAGAUAGUCUCAUAGGGAGGUCUAGAGCAGAGGAGAAAAAGCAUAGGCCUGAUUUAUGCAUCAAUCUGCAUGGUAUGCUGGCCCCAGCCGGAAAUAGAUGGCUACUGCCAUUUCACUGUAGCCCACUCAAGUGGCCCUGAAAAACAAUAGUGAAGGGAAAUCCUCCCAUUGGGCAGAAUUUGAGGCACCAUAUUUGUUUGUUCGUUUCACGUUAGAGGAGAUCUGAGAUAUAGAUCCACACUAAUUUGUGGGCACUGGCUAAUGGGUUGGCUAUCUGUGCAGGGAUUUAGAAAGACAAAGAUUUAAAAAUUGGCUACAAGAAGGUGUAGAGUAUGGCAUGUGGAUGAACCUCUCAGAGGGCACAGAUGUGAAGUGUGAAGAUAUUUGUGUUCCAAACAAAUGCUUACCAAAGAGAAGCUACUGCAGAGGAGGCUCUAAAAAAUUAGAGGUCGAGAUAACCCAACCUGUGGAUGUCAGUCUUCCCAAGUCACUUGCCUGCUCAGUGGGUCCAUGUCCAAAGUGACCAUGGUGGCAGAUAUGGAGGUUAUGCAUGAAUUCAGCUGCUUGACUUCCCCUCAACAAAUUCAAUUUGAUUAUUGCCACUGAUGAGUGCCCGAACCACCACCAGCAGAGAUCAGCAGAAAACCCUUGAUAUGGCACCAUUCCCUGACAAAAUCAGCCAGCUAUCUGGUGGCAGACUGAUUAUAUUGGACUAUUCCAUCAUGAAGAGGUCAAUGCUUUCUUCCUGUAGGGAUUGAUAUACGUUCUGUGUACUGACUUGCCUUCUCAACUCAUGGUAUUUCUGUCAGUAACACCAUUGUGGACUUACGGCAUGACUUUAUCUAAGGUGUCCCACAUAGCAUCCCUUCUGACCAAGGGAGACAUUUUUCAGUAAAGGAACUGUGGCAACAAGCUCAACUCACGUAAUUCAUUGGCUUUACCACGUGCAGCUGUCUUGACAGCACAGUGGAAUGGUCUGUUGAAGACUCACAUGUAGUGCCAGCUGGAACAUAACAGUCCGAGAGGGUGCUGUCUUACGGGAAGCAGUAUAUUCCUUAAACCACUGGCUGAUAUAUGUUGCUAUCUUCCUCAUGACUGGAAUGCACAGGUUCAAGAACCAAAGGGUUUUGAAGUCGGGCAGGGGUAGGGGGGAGUACCUCCUCUUACUCUUAAACCAAAUAACCUACCGUAGGAAUUUUUUCUUCUUGUUCUGUGCCCUUAGCCUCCGUAGAUUGAAGGUUCUUGUGCCCAGGAAUGACAUGCUUUCUCCAGGGAAUACAGUGAAGGAUCUGAGAGACUGGAAGCUGAGAUUGCCCCCUGGCCAUUUUGGCCCCUCCUGUCGCUGAAUAAGCAGAAAGGAGUCACCUUACUGGUUGGGGUGAUUGAUCCUGAUUACUCAGGAAAUCAGGGAAAACUGGGAAGCUGCUACUCAAUAGGGGUAAACAGGACUAUGUCUGGAACCCAAGGGAUUCCCUCAAGCAUGUCUUAUUACUCCCUUGUCCAGUAGUUUUUGUCAACAGAAAACUGCAGCACCAAUAAAGAAGAGUACCAAAGACUCAGGUUCCACAGAAAAGAAGGCUUGAUUCACCCUCAAGGUGAAGAAGAGCAUACAGCUGAGGUACUGGUAGAGGGUAAGGGGAACAUGGAAUGGGUGGAAGAAGGCAGCUAGGAUUACCAAACUAGACCUUGUGAGUAGCUAUAGAAUCAAGGAGUGUAUCAGUUGACUGCUUAACUGUUUCCCGCCACUCCUGCCUUUUCCUCUAACCACCUUAUAUGAAUAAUACUGGGAAUGGCUUUAAAAAAGUUUCAGUUGAGAGUAUGACCACAUUGACCUAAAUUACAAUGACUCAGAAGCUGAUGUCUUUUUAUAUUUCGAUUGAGAUAGGGAACACAGAUCUCUCACUCAUGGAGGAAGAACAUGGACGUGAGGGGCAAAAGGCUUGGACUGUGCUGGAUGACUUCCACUGACCCUUCAACAUCCACUGGAAGGAAAUUGGCAGAUGGGAAGAGAGUGAGGGUGACAGAUAAACUGGAAGCCAAAAGUGAUGGGAUUGAGACCUCUGCAGGAAAGGACUAGGUUCCUCCAAGGCCAAAAACCAGAUAGGGGUGGAAAGUAUGAGAGGGUGUUGAGACAACCCCACUAUGUCAGACGUUCGAGGAUCCCCUAUCCCCGAAAGAACCCAUGAAGCAGUGAAUAAACCUCAGACUGGCAAGGUCUCUGACUUGAGUCAGCAGGUGUGGAUCCUUCAGGGUCAGACCCUCGUGACAGUUCCACGGAGUGACAGAGUGGCUGCAGUCACGGUCACUGUUGUCCCAUGUAAGUAUCCAGAGUCUCUUGAACAAGGCAAAGGGAUUCCCAUUUAUCUGGGGAUCCAGGAUCCAGAAAUGUGUCUGUCUUGUGAGGACGUUGAAGGGCAACCCACACUGCAACUGAAGGAGCAGAAGAUAUUGGAGCUGUACAACCAAGCUGAGCCCGUGAAGCCCUUCCUCUUCUACCACGUCAAGACUGGCAGGACCUCCACCUUCGAGUCCGUGGCCUUCCCUGGCUGGUUCAUCGCCUCCUCCGAGAGAGGCCAGCCGAUCUUCCUCACUUCUGACCAGGGGGCAGUGCACAAUACUGCCUUCAACAUCGAUUUCAGUGCUUGAACUCAGCCUGGAGGUGGCAGCUUAGUCAGAGGUUUUGUCUUAAAUUUUCUAGUUCCUAGUGUGUUUUCAUCUAUAUUAUUGCAGUGUCAUUUCACAUCAGUGCUGAGAGGUGAGCUGGGCCCUGUUCUCAUCUCAUUUGUGAAUGGAGCAGAAGCGGUGACUUCAUGACAACCGAGGAAUAGAAUAUGGGCUCAGAGCAGGAGGGAGGGGUGGUGUAAGGCUCUUCUCCCAAGCUGAAGCUGUCCUGCCCACAAGCCAUUUGCAUGAGCACAUCAGGACCCAAAGAUGGUAGAGCCUUCUCCUGAGGGUGGACAUGAAAAAGCCCAGAGCUCAUGAAUCUUACCCAAGAUCGCGUGGCUACCGUGCAAAUGAUCUUUGUUUUUCUUUUGCUUUGUUUUCUUUCCUACUUGGAUUACAUUUUCUGUAUUCUCUAUAGUUUGCCAGUACACCUCCAAGUGUGUGAUACAUCCUGUUAAGGGUUAGGCCCUUUUAAAGAAAAAUAAUGUUUAACAGUAAUAAAAUAUUUUUGUCCUAAUUCUAACGUGUAAACAGAAAGCCAAAUAUAAACUUCAUAUGUUCAUACCAUAAAAAGACUAAAACAGAUAUAGAAUGAAACAGAAAACAAAGAGUAACCUGAAAUUAGCAAAAGAGGAAUUGAAUGAGGACGUCACAGUGGGUGAGCCCAGGACUGGGGGAGAAGGGACAGUGAUCCAUGGUGACUGGGUGCGUGGGAGGUUAAGCAUGUGAAAGCACCACUAGCUGUAUACUUUCUCUACAGUCUCACAGCUUUGCUUUCUCCCUGCUUCCUCCAGUCUUUUCCUUUCAGGCAAACUCAGCAUCCACAUAUGCCCUUUAAAAACUGUAGUAAAGGUACUUUUUGUGGAACAGAUAGCCUGGGUCACUCCCCAGCCAUGCUUCUGGUGAUGUAUUCUGAUGAAAUUUAAUAACUGAUUGUGGGUAUAACUGGAGAAAGACGUAGCUCAGAUCUGGUCCUGUAUAUGAUAGAUUUCUUCUUUUGACCCUGAUACUACAAACGCAGAAUAUUCUGUUUGCUUAAGUACUGUCUCCAAAAUAGCACCAGUAACUUAAGGGUUUUUUUUUUCUGCUUUUGGACAAUCAGACCACAUACUCUGCUAGGCAUGCCAGUGAGCAAUCAGUAAGCACUGAUUUAUUACAAUGUCUCUUGAUUCUUUAAAGUGUUCUUCUUCAACUAAAUAUAAUUUUAGCACUGCAGUUUUAUAAAAAUCAACAUUAAAAUGGCACUAUGCUAAUUAGUUUUAGAAUAUCAAAUAGAAUAAUUAGUCACUGGAUAUUUACUGCUGUACUCACUGCUAAUAAAUGGUGGCAGCUUGUUACAUCUGCCAAUUUA